Molecule: messenger RNA, 1425 nt
Organism: Linum trigynum
Lineage: Eukaryota; Viridiplantae; Streptophyta; Magnoliopsida; Malpighiales; Linaceae
Source: the annotation of a GenBank genome assembly
AAGAUAAAUAUUAUCUCUUUCCACCUGCCCCAUUCUCGUUUUUCUCUCCCUAAUAUUACCCACUUUCCCGGGAAAAUCAGGAAAGCUACCAAAGAAAUCCCCACCGCCGAUCAUGUCCGGCUACCCUUACCGCCCUCCUUCCGGCUACGGUUACGGCGGCCCCCCACCACCGCAACCCUACGGCUCGUCCGGCGGCCCUCCGCCGCCACAGCCCUACGGAUCACCCGGCGGCCCUCCGCCGGCACAGCCCUACGGCUCCGCUCCCUCGUACGGCGCUCCGCCGCCUAAUCAGCAGCCCCACGGCGUGCCUUCCGCUCCAUACGGCGCACCCUACGGUGGGGACAAGCCGCCGAAGGAGAAGCCACACGGUAGUGGCGGAGGAGGAGGAUAUCCUCCGUCGGCGCCGUACGGGAGCCCCUUCGCUUCCCUGGUGCCGUCGGCUUUUCCUCCGGGAACCGACCCCAGCGUCGUGGCUUGCUUCCAGAUGGCGGAUCAAGACGGGAGCGGCUUCAUCGACGACAAGGAGCUCCAGAGCGCGCUGUCUAGCUACAACCAGAGCUUCAGCUUGAGGACGGUUCACUUGCUCAUGUACCUCUUCACCAACAGCAACGUCAGGAAGAUCGGUCCAAAGGAGUUCAUACAAGUGUUCCACAGCCUUCAGAGCUGGAGGGGCAUCUUCGAGAGGUUUGAUAGGGACAGGAGCGGCAAGAUUGAUACGAACGAGCUGAGGGAGGCGUUGUUGAGUUUGGGAUUUGCCGUCUCUCCUGUUGUUCUGGACUUGUUGGUGUCUAAGUUUGACAAGUCAGGUGGCAAGAACAAGGCCAUUGAAUAUGACAACUUCAUUGAGUGCUGUCUUACUGUCAAGGGACUGACGGAGAAGUUCAAGGAGAAGGACUCGGCGUACACUGGUUCAGCUACAUUUUCGUACGAGACCUUCAUGUUAACUGUUCUGCCCUUCCUUAUAGCAUAAGAAACAAGCAAAAGUUCUUCGAAGAAUCGAAAGGCUUUGGUAACCCCGUUGAGAGACGGAAGCUUCUUGCAUGCUACGGAAGUUAGAAGAGAGAAAAUGUGAGGUGCUGUAUUUUCUUCAGUGUGUUGUAUGUUUUCAUGCACCUGUAUGUAUGGAUGAAUGCUGUAAGUCCGUUUCCUUAUGCCAGAUAGCAUCUUCAGACUUUCAGUAGAGUUGUACGGUGAUGGCUCAUGAUAACGAUGAUGUUGCAAUAUGGUUGUUUUUGGAGGACUUCAUUGCAAAUGUUUCUGCUUCCAUGGGCUCAUACUCUGUAUAUUCCGAUAAGAGGCCACACUUACACUAGGCCGAUAUGGGCCUAUCUUAAGAGUUUAGGCCCAAGAUUUCCCUCUUUCUCCAAGGCCCAAACCCUAUCAUAGAGGUUUUAACUGUAAUUAGAAUAAUGACUUCCUUGAUUA